AUGUCUCUAAACCCUAGUACUUCCAAACAGAAAUCAUCAUCUUCGUCAAAUCGAAAGCAUAAAUGGUCGAAAGAGAACGCUCCACCGUCGGAUCCGAACACAAUGCCGGACUAUUCAUCAUCACCGUCACCUUCCGUCUCCGCGAAACCAUCUCCGGCGGCGAAGAUCAAGAGCCCGCUUCCUCCACGGCCUCUGCCUUCUAACCCUCUUAAAAGGAAGCUCAGCAUGGAGAGUCUGCCUGAAAAUGGGGUCUCCGGAUCUUCAGAUUCUGGAGUCAAGGUAAUAGUGCGUAUGCGGCCACCAAAUAAGGAUGAGGAAGAAGGAGAGAUGAUAAUUCAGAAAGUUUCCAAUAAUUCUUUGUCAAUCCUUGGACAGACAUUUACAUUUGACUCUGUUGCAGACAGUGAGGCAACACAGCUAGAUAUAUUCCAGCUUGUGGGAGCUCCUCUUGUCGAGAAUUGUCUUGCUGGGUUCAACAGUUCUGUAUUCGCAUAUGGACAGACUGGGAGUGGAAAGACGUAUACAAUAUGGGGGCCAGCCAAUACCUUAAUGGAAGAAAACCUAUCGAGCGAUCAACAAGGCAUAACACCCCGUGUUUUUGAGCUACUUUUUGCCCGCAUAAACGAGGAGCAAAUUAAGCACGCUGACAAACAGCUCAUGUAUCAGUGUCGCUGUUCUUUUCUCGAGAUUUACAAUGAACAAAUCACUGACUUGCUGGACCCAAUUCAAAGAAAUCUCCAGAUAAGAGAAGAUGUGAAAACUGGUGUUUAUGUUGACAAUUUGACAGAAGAGUGUGUGUGCACAAUGAGGGAUGUGACACAGCUUUUGAUAAAGGGAUUGUCAAAUAGGAGGACUGGCGCCACCUGUAUAAAUGCCGAGAGUUCCAGAUCACAUAGUGUAUUCACUUGUGUUGUUGAAUCACGAUGCAAGAGCAUGUCAGAUGGGUUAAGCUGCUUUAAAUCAAGCAGAAUAAAUCUUGUUGAUCUUGCUGGGUCAGAAAGACAGAAGCUGACCGGUGCAGCUGGAGAACGAUUGAAGGAAGCAGGGAACAUAAAUCGAUCACUUUCACAGCUCGGGAACUUAAUAAACAUUCUCGCGGAAGUUUCUCAAACAGGAAAGCAAAGGCACAUCCCCUAUAGAGAUUCCAAGUUGACGUUCUUAUUGCAGGAAUCUCUUGGUGGUAAUGCAAAACUAGCGAUGGUCUGUGCCAUCUCUCCAGCGCAAAGCUGCAAAAGCGAGACAUUCAGUACAUUAAGAUUUGCCCAGCGCGCAAAGGCUAUCAAAAACAAGGCAGUCAUUAAUGAAGAAAUGCAGGAUGAUGUAAAUGUUUUGCGUGAAGUGAUACGACAACUUAAGGAUGAACUUCUUCGAAUGAGGGCAAAUGGCAACCAAACUGAUGCAAGUGGAGGCUCUCUAAGAGGAUGGGAUGCCCGUAGAAGCCUGAAUCUCCUGAAAUAUAACCUCAAUCGUCCAAUGACACUACCUCAUGUAGAUGAAGAUGGUGAUGAAGAAAUGGAAAUUGUUGAAGAAGGUGAUCAAGAUGGUCUUGCACUAGCAGAAACUGAAGAAACCUGCACCUUGGAUGAGGGGACACAAGAAAUUGCACAACCAAGUUCACAACUUUUGCACUCUAAAGGAACUGGGGAACACCAGCCAAACACGGCUGUAAAUGCAUGUAUUGAAGAACAAAGUUUUUGGGAUUCAGAUGUUAAUAUGGAAGAAGAAAUAUCUGAACAAGUGGACAAGCAUGAAGUCAUUGUUGGUCAUUGUAGUGAAUCUAAUACAAACAUUCUAAGUUGUUCCAAGAGUGGUGUGUUAAACAAUCAUAAUCCCACUGACGAAGUGGUUCCAUCUGAUCUGAGCAUAGUUCCAUGUGAAGUAUCCCCGGUUCUUAAAUCCCCCACUCCAAGUGUCUCGCCAAUAGUUAAUAACAGCAGCAGGAAAAGUCUUAGGACUUCAUCAACGUUGACUGCUUUCCAGAAAGAUUUGGAAGAAAGUAGUAACUUAGUCUCAGAGGCUGGACGUGCAUCUUUUGCAAAGGCAUCAAAAAACAGCUUUGGGAAUGCCUUGUCUAGUCAAUUAAGUAGAACUUGUUUUGCAUCCACUGAACAACUGGCCGCUAGUCUCCAUCGUGGUCUUGAAAUUUUUGGUAGCCAUCGCCAGAGUUCGGCUUUGAGGAGGUCAUCAUUCAGGUUUUCUCACAACCCUGAAGACCUCAAACAAAUUUUACCAGUUCAAAGAGUUGAUGUGGGUAUCCAAACGUUUCUUCAAGAUAAUGAGAUGCUGGAACAGGAUUCGGUGGUCUUUUUGUGUAGUAAGUGCAAGAAUAGAAAUUCUCAAGAGAUCAAAGAUGCCGAUGACAGUUUGAAUAUGCAGUUAGUACCAGUUAAUGGGUCACAAUCAUCUGACAAAUCGAAGAAGCAAGUUCCUAAAGCUGUGGAAAAGGUUUUAGCAGGAUCUAUUAGGAGAGAGAUGGCAUUAGAAGAGUUUUGUGCCAAGCAAACUUCUGAAAUCAUGCAACUUAAGCGUUUGGUGCAACAGUACAAACAUGAGAGGGAAUGCAAUGCUAUAAUAGGACAAACACGGGAAGACAAAAUUGUCCAUCUUGAAAGCCUGAUGGAUGGCGUUUUAUCUACCAAGGAGUUCAUGGAGGAUGAAUUAGUGUUGUUGACAAAUGAGGUUAAGCUUUUAAGGGAAAAAUAUGAUAACCAUCCGGAAGUUUUGAGGACAAAAAUUGAGUUAAAAAGAAUUCAAGAUGAGCUGGAACGGUAUCAAAACUUCUUUGAUAUGGGUGAGAGGGAUGUGUUGGUGGAAGAAAUUCAAGACUUAAAAAGCCAACUACAAUAUUAUAUAAACUCUUCACCAUGUUCGGCUAGGAAACGCAAUUCUCUUUUGAAAUUGACCUAUCCAUGUGAGCCUAUUGUGGUUCCACCUUUGGGCUCAAUCCCAGAGUUGACAGAGGAGAGUGCAGAGCAGAAACUUGAGCAGGAAAGAGUUCGUUGGACUGAAGCUGAAAGCAAGUGGAUUUCUCUUGCAGAAGAAUUGAGAGUUGAACUUGAAGCUAGCCGCUCGCUUGCAGAGAAGCAAAAGCAGGAAUUAGAUAUGGAGAAGCAAUGUUCAGAAGAAUUGAAGGAAGCGANUAUGAGGGCAUCUACAGGAAUUUUUGGUACCUUUUUUCUGGCUAUCCCUGUUCUAAUGUAUGUAUGUAACACUGUCAUUAUCCUGCAGGCUGUGGAAAAGGUUUUAGCAGGAUCUAUUAGGAGAGAGAUGGCAUUAGAAGAGUUUUGUGCCAAGCAAACUUCUGAAAUCAUGCAACUUAAGCGUUUGGUGCAACAGUACAAACAUGAGAGGGAAUGCAAUGCUAUAAUAGGACAAACACGGGAAGACAAAAUUGUCCAUCUUGAAAGCCUGAUGGAUGGCGUUUUAUCUACCAAGGAGUUCAUGGAGGAUGAAUUAGUGUUGUUGACAAAUGAGGUUAAGCUUUUAAGGGAAAAAUAUGAUAACCAUCCGGAAGUUUUGAGGACAAAAAUUGAGUUAAAAAGAAUUCAAGAUGAGCUGGAACGGUAUCAAAACUUCUUUGAUAUGGGUGAGAGGGAUGUGUUGGUGGAAGAAAUUCAAGACUUAAAAAGCCAACUACAAUAUUAUAUAAACUCUUCACCAUGUUCGGCUAGGAAACGCAAUUCUCUUUUGAAAUUGACCUAUCCAUGUGAGCCUAUUGUGGUUCCACCUUUGGGCUCAAUCCCAGAGUUGACAGAGGAGAGUGCAGAGCAGAAACUUGAGCAGGAAAGAGUUCGUUGGACUGAAGCUGAAAGCAAGUGGAUUUCUCUUGCAGAAGAAUUGAGAGUUGAACUUGAAGCUAGCCGCUCGCUUGCAGAGAAGCAAAAGCAGGAAUUAGAUAUGGAGAAGCAAUGUUCAGAAGAAUUGAAGGAAGCGAUGCAGGUGGCCAUGGAGGGCCAUGCACGCAUGCUUGAACAGUAUGCAGAUCUUGAGGAGAAACACAUGCAAAUGCUUGCGAGGCAAAGGAAGAUUCUUGAUGGAAUAGAUGAUGUCAAGAAAGCUGCUGCAAGAGCUGGAGUGAGGGGUGCUGAAUCCAAGUUCAUUAAUGCCCUGGCUGCAGAAAUUUCAACACUAAAAGUUGAAAGAGAAAAAGAGAGGAGGUAUCUCAAGGAUGAGAAUAAAGGGCUUCAGGCCCAACUUAGGGACACUGCCGAAGCUGUACAGGCUGCUGGCGAAUUGCUUGUGCGGCUCAAAGAAGCAGAAGAAGCUGUGGCCACUGCACAGAGGCGAGCAAAAGAAGCUGAGAAAGAAACUGAGAAGGCUUACAAAGAGAUCGACAAAUUGAAGAAGAAACACGAAAGAGAGAUUAGUACUAUGAAUCAGCUCAUUGCAGACUCUCGUUUGCCAAAAGAAGCAUUACGACCUGUUUACAAUGACACUGACAUAACAAAAUAUGACGAAGUGAGACUCCUGAGUACAGAUGAUCAGCGAUGGAGAGAGGAGUUUGAGCCAUUUUACAAUGCUGAAGAAGGGGAGUUAUCCAGACUAGCAGAACCCUAUUCGUGGGUCUCUGAAUAUGAUCGAUGCAACAUAUAGAGACAGGAGUUUAGUGGUAACCUUAUUGUAUACUAGCAGUUUUUUGUUAUAUAUCUGUGAAAAUGAAUCCAUUUUGGUUGGUCUUCAGAGUGUUAUCAGUAGUUCUCACAAUUGUGAGGACUAAUGUAUUUGUUCUCUUAUUGUGCUCUGUAUUCAAUUUGGAUUCUUUCAUCACAAGAGUUGAAUGAAUAAAUGGUUCUUCACUUUUCUCAGGCUCAGAAUCUCGG
Messenger RNA from Ilex paraguariensis (yerba mate), 4820 nucleotides. Lineage: Eukaryota; Viridiplantae; Streptophyta; Magnoliopsida; Aquifoliales; Aquifoliaceae. The record is from the annotation of a GenBank genome assembly.